AUGAAGAGAGGAAGAGGUGCGAUUGGGGGAUGCAGUAGUAGUGAAUUGGAAUCAAAGAAUGAGGAGGAGGAGGAGGAGUGUGGGUUAUGGUCGCUGCCAAAUGAUUUGCUUUUGGAUUGCCUGAGUCAGGUGUCGAGACUGGACAUGGUGGCCUUAGGCAUGGUCUCCAAGAGACACCGGCAUGUGGCAAAGUCCCGCGUUAUCAGGGCGACGAGAAAUAGGAUGGGUAAAUUGGAGCCAUAUUUGUACGUAUUUAUGCACAUGAAUCCAGAAGAUCCAAGCCCAAGGUGGUUCGUCCUCCACCCCCUGCAACGUCGGCUAAAACCGGUUCAUUCGACCUUUUAUCCGGCUCCACUAGCCGGAUCUUGUUUCGUGACAACGUAUUGGGGGAUCUAUUGUAUCGGUGGAGUCAUGAACGGCAAGCCCACAUCGGAAGUCACGCUGUUUCAUGCUAUUGACCACACAGUGCACCGAAUUGUCCCCAUGAAGAUGGCUCGAAGCGGAGCAUCCGCAUGUGUGAUAGACAAUAAGAUAUACGUGUUUGGGGGGUGCUGGGAUGAUGUCGCUAAUUCCUCAAACUGGGUAGAGGUGUUGGAUUUGGAGUUUGGGAGGUCUUGGGAGUUUUUGUGUGUGUCUACGCCCAAGAUUCCCCUCAACAUCCAACAAAACUUUGUGAUAGACAAGCUUUUUUGUGGGGUGGAUGAGGAUGGUCAAAUUUUUUACUUUGCACCACAGUUUACCCCCCCUACGUUUAUUACCAAGGGGAUAGUAGAGCCUAACCCAGAAAACAGAAACGACUGGCUCUUAUUUGAGGUACUACUGUCCCGUGGUAUCUGCGGGAGACUACUGUGGCGUUGGCCAGGUGGGAAUAUUUGGAGGCAAGUCAAGGGUUUGGAAGAGCUGCUGCAGCAGCAACACAUCAUCAAAGUCUGCGGUUCCUCUAUGGAGACUAUUGCCAUCUUCUGGGAAGCCGGGCUGCCUCAACAAGAAGGUCUUUUGGAGCUUUGGUAUGCCGACAUCUCCUUGAAGAAAUACCAAGUAGAGGAGGGGCUGUGGGAGAUUUGGGGGAGCAUUCAAUCUUCCGCUCCUGUCCUCUCAUACUCAUCACGUAGUUCCCCUAAAUUGUUAUAUGCUGAUGAUGUCUCAUGCUGA
Messenger RNA from Eruca vesicaria subsp. sativa (arugula), 1152 nucleotides. Lineage: Eukaryota; Viridiplantae; Streptophyta; Magnoliopsida; Brassicales; Brassicaceae. The record is from the annotation of a GenBank genome assembly.